This is a messenger RNA of Rotaria sordida, 3360 nucleotides long. The record is from the annotation of a GenBank genome assembly. Lineage: Eukaryota; Metazoa; Rotifera; Eurotatoria; Philodinida; Philodinidae.
AUGGACGAAAAAAUAUAUUGUCAAUUUAAACAUAUACCAUCGAAGAGAGACGCUGAACAAAUUGCUGCCAAUAUAGAAAAUUUUAUAAAACCAAAAGAAUUUGAUAAAUUAGGUAUACAAAAUUGUGGAAAAAGUGGAAAUGAUACAAUCUCUGUUCUAUUUACUCGUAAAGAUGCCAAUAAUCUUCGUGAGAAACUUACUAAAAUAUUAUCAAGUGAUAAUUCACCUGUUUGGUUUUGUAUUCAUUCGGAUCCUUUUCAUUCAAUGAUUCCACAUUCAAUAAUAACAACUGAUGAUGAUCGACAUGUAGGAUUAACAUUUGAUAUAUCUUGUGAAUUUGGUUCACUUCGAUCAUAUAAUCAAUUUUAUUCACAUGUUUCAUUUAAUAAUAAAAUUCUUCAAGUUUCAUUUAAUCCGACGAGAUCAAUACCAACUGCUUUAUAUAUUGAAUUUGAUAAUAUACGUUUGACUAUUCCAUUUGCUUCAAUUCAAAAGAAAAAGAUUUUAGUUAAUAAAGAAAAAGCAACAAAUGGUGUCUAUGUAUUAUUAUCACUUAAAUAUUUACCAUAUAUUUAUCAAUUGGAACGUGCGAAAGGUAAAAAUACAGACGAUGAAAAUUCAGAUAUGAAACAAGUUCGAAUAUGUGCUGAUCAAGAAAACGUUCCAUUCAUUGAAGAUCUUGCAAAUUGUUCUGAUGUUGUUUUUUAUUUUCCACCGUCUCAAGAUAAGCCUUGGUACUUUCUUUCUUAUUUUUUAUUAGAUCGACCAGAACGAUAUGAAAUAAAUUUUUCUUGUUUCAAAGUUUCUGAUUGGUCGAAAGAAAAUAAUAGAAAUCAAAGACCAGAUCCAUUUAAUUAUAGAAAUGCUUCAUUUCAAGAUCGUUAUUGUUUACAAAUGCUUAUUUCACUUGGAUAUGUAUUUCGAGAUAAAUGGGCACAAUUAACUGAUCAAGAAUUGAAUUGGAAUACAUGGGAUGUAAAUGAACGUUAUACUUUAUGUUGUUUUGCUGUUGAAAAAUUACGUGAAGAUCAUGGAUAUGAUUUAAGGCGAACUAAAAAUGAUUAUAAUCAAACAAGAAAAAAGUUAAAAGAAUUAGUUAGUGAUACGGAUGAGCAAGUUGCAUCAGUUGAUAGUAGUCAACGACUUAAAGUUGCUUUUUGUACAUUAACACCAUUAAAAAUUAUUUUUCAACCAUUUGAAGUUACAACUGGAAGUCGAGCUUUAAGAAAUCCUCAACUUGGUGGUGUUGAACGAUUUCUUCUUGUACAUUUUCGUGAUGAAGACAAUCGACAAUUACGUGUUUCUAAUGCAAAUAUUAAAGGAAGAUUAAGAAAUUCAAUGCAAAAUGGUAUUGAAUUAUUUAAUAAAAAAUUUAAAUAUAUGGGUGCAAGUACAGGUCAAAUGAAAGAAAAAGCUUUUUGGUUUAUUGAUUUACCUUCUCCUCUAAAGAAUAUUCAAGAAGCACAUAAAAUACUAGGAGAUUUUAGUGAUAUAAAAAAUAUUGCUACGUAUAUUGCUCGUGUUGGCCAAUAUUUUUCUAGUACAUGGCCUGUUAAUAUUAAAUUAACAGAAAUCGAAGAUAAAAAAGCAAUACGUUCAAACAAUAACUUGAAUUAUGUUUUAAAAAUUGAUGAUAUCGAAAGAAAUAAAUAUUGUUUUACGGAUGGUAUCGGUAAAAUAUCAUGGGGUCUAGCUGGACGUAUUGCUCAAAAAAUGAAAAUUCCAAUAUAUUGCCAGGAAGAUAUUCCAUCGGCAUUUCAAAUACGUGUAGCUGGUUGUAAAGGUAUGGUAGCUAUUGAUCCUGAAUCAACAUUAAAUGAUUAUUAUAUUCAUAUACGGAAAUCUAUGAAUAAAUUUGAUGGUGGAGAUUGGAAUUUAGAGAUAUGCGAAUAUGCUCGACCAUUACCAUUAACAUUAAAUAAUCAAGUGAUUCGACUUUUAAGUGAUUUAGGUAAUCAUGAUAGUGCAUUUAUUGCUCUUCAAGAUCGAAGUUUUACUCAAUGGGAAAUUCCUGAAGAGCAACAACCUAGUGCUAUUGAUAUAGCAGUACAAAAAAAUAAUUCUUAUUCAUUAUCAAAAGAUAAUUUACUCACGAAUCGUAUACCUAUUCCUCCAACAGAUGGUCGAAAUUUAUUUGGCGUAGCCGAUGAAACUGGUGAACUACAAUAUGGACAAUGUUUUAUACAAUAUUCUACAUUAACUCCAACUAAGAAAGGUCAAGGAAGAUUUCAAGUUGUUACUGGUACGGUGAUCGUUACAAAAAAUCCAUGUCUAUGGCCCGGUGAUUUUCGUCGAUUAAAAGCUGUACGUAAUGAAAAAUUAGAAGCAUGUAUGCGUGAUGUAAUCGUAUUUCCAACAAAAGGUGAACGUCCACAUCCAAAUGAAAUAGCUGGUUCAGAUUUAGAUGGUGAUCAAUAUUGGGUUUAUUGGAGUGAUAGUUUAAGAAUUGAAAAAAAUGUAGAACCAUUAUCAUAUACUGGAGCAAAAAAAUUAGAAAUACCAUCAAUUACUCCAGAAAAAAUCAUUGAACAUAUUGUUAAUUCAUUUGGAGCUAGUAUAAUUUUAGGUAUGAUCGCAAAUACUCAUACAGUUGUAGCUGAUAAACAUCGGGAACAUUCAUUCUCGGAACCUUGUAAAAAAUUAGCUGAAUUAUUUUCACUUGCUGUUGAUUCACCAAAAACAGGACAUUUUAUUGAAAUGGAAGAGCUUAGACCAUUUCAAAAAGAAUAUUGUAAAGAUUGGCCAAUAUAUAUGAGAAAAUCUGGUGAACGAACAUAUCAAUCAACAAGUGUAUUAGAAAAACUUUAUUUAAGAGCUGAAGAAAGAUAUUUUAAAUUGAAAGAAAAACCUAUGAUUAAUACAUUUCCACAAAAAUUAAAAGCUAUAAAACAUGCAUUAACAAAUAGUGUUCAAGAUGAAGGAUUUAAAAAAUGGCUAGAUGGAGAUAUUUAUCAAAAAGGUAUAAAUCGAAAGAAACCUGUAAGAAAGAAAUCUAACAAACUUGAUAAAGACGAUUCAUCAAGUGAUGAACAAUCAAUUCCACCAUCAAAUGAAAAAAAAUCUACUAAAUCGCCAAUAACAAAAAAUGAAAAUUCACAUGAAGAAAUGAAAAGUCAUGUGAAAAAAUCAUCACAUAGUAAAUUGAAUCAAUCAGAAAUACCUUUAAAAAUAGAACCUGAAUCAAAUACAAAACAAAAGAAAUCUUCAAUUACAGAAAGUGUCUCUGCAUUAAUAAAUUCUAGUAUUUCUUCACCAUCAUCAUUAGCAGCAUCAAAUAUCGAUGAAUGUCAUACUGAUUUCCUUAUGGCUGUUGAUAUGAAAACUACGAUUCAAACUGUUGUAGAAUUUUCUUCAAUUAAC